Dentiscutata erythropus is the source of this 780-nucleotide messenger RNA. The record is from the annotation of a GenBank genome assembly. Lineage: Eukaryota; Fungi; Glomeromycota; Glomeromycetes; Diversisporales; Gigasporaceae.
AUGAGUCUUGAACCACUUAGUGAAAGAGAACUUGCUAAAAAAUACCCCAAACGAUCAGAGUUAUUAAAAUUCUUAGGGAUAAAUAUCCUAAAAAGUUAUCCAAAUUCUCUUGCAAACGAUAUUACAAUACCAGAGCUAGAGAAUUGUCAUGAAUAUAACGAAGAAAUUUUUUUAAAUCCGCCCAAAGCAUUUACUAUGUUAGUAUGUGGUCAUACUCUCCAUCAUGACUGUCUUGAAAAAAGUAACAGAGAUAAGCAAAAAACUUACCCCAUUUGUUUCGUAGAUAAUGAAGGACCGGCGUUAGCUGAAGUUCAGGAUGUAGAUAUGACAGAGGUAGUGGAAGGUGAAAGUGAAGAAACCUCUAAUCUAACAGGAGAGGUAAGUAAAUUAUCUGUAGAUGACAGUAGAGCUAUCCCCCAAAGUAAAACGAAAUCCAUAGAAUCUGAAAAAGUGCAAGGUUUAAUAAAAGAACUAUCUAUGCCUUGUGAACCAAUUAAUGAUAAUGAUAGAGAAAAUAAAACCAGGGAAUCGAAACCAAAAACUUUAUACUCCAAAGAAAUUAGGUGUUGGUACCUGUUUACUGAAAAAUUCGAAGAAAGGGUUAAAGAAAUUAAAAAUAAUAAUAGUAGAUUUAAUGAUCAACAAGCUAGAGGGUUAGUUUAUGGUGAAAUCGCAACGAAUAUUCCAAGAUUCACAAGAGAAAGCCUACGUAAAAAAACAGCAAAAACUAGAAAUAUUUAUAAGUUGUUUGGUCAAAGUUAUGACCCUGAAACCAAAACA